Molecule: messenger RNA, 2082 nt
Organism: Dendroctonus ponderosae (mountain pine beetle)
Lineage: Eukaryota; Metazoa; Arthropoda; Insecta; Coleoptera; Curculionidae
Gene: Ing3
Product: inhibitor of growth protein 3
Biological process (GO): regulation of DNA-templated transcription
Cellular component (GO): NuA4 histone acetyltransferase complex
Source: RefSeq, a predicted model, not a curated record
AUUUAUAUAUGCCUACUUAAGGUUGAAAGCAGCGGCACAUGUGAAAUAUUUUUCAAUUGAAAAAUUUCUGGAUGCAAUUUUUUUGAUUUGAGGCUAACAAAAUAUGAACUAACUGACAAAAAAAUAUUCUCUAGUUUUUCAUAUUCUAAACUGCUAGAUACUUGCGAAAUUUGACUCAGCCGCCUUGCCCCGUUGUCAAACGUUUCAAGUAAAUUUUCACAGCCUGUCUACAAGAGACAUUGUUGAUCUGUUGUCAAUCUUGGACAGUUCUAACAGAUGCUGAAUUACAAAUGUCGGACGGAUACACACAUGUGACGAAAUUUGUCUGCAAAUUAAGGCUGCAUUUGCUAAAUUCCGUGUAACUUUAUUAUAUUUUUUGUGCUUUUACAACGUGUAAUACUCAACUUUACCAGAAUGUUAUAUUUAGAGGAUUACCUAGAAAUGAUCGAACACUUACCUCAAGAACUCAGGGAUAGAUUUACUGAUAUGCGUGAAAUGGAUUUAGGCAUACACAACAACAUGGAUGAACUUGAAAAAAGAGUGAAAACAUUCUUUAGUGAAUGUCGAAAGUAUCAAAAACAAGACAUUCCACCGAACUUAGAAGAUGAAUACCAGGGCAUAAGAAAAGAGUACUAUAAAUCCCUAGAGGACGCUGAUGAAAAGGUUCAUUUAGCGAAUACCAUGUAUGAUUUGGUGGAUAAGUAUCUCAGAAGACUGGACUCGGAGCUGCACAAGUUCAAGUGCGAGCUCGAAGCGGAUAACAAGGGAAUUACUGAGGUAUUGGAAAAAAGAUCGCUUGAACUAGAUACUCCAACUCCGGUAUCGAACAUUCUGAGCCAACAAAAGGAAAAUAGGUAUGACAGCCUAAGCUCGAACAGUUACUCACAUCGAUACUCCAGACCGAGGAGCGAAAAACGGCGCGAGAGCAGCACCUUGUUAUCAACCAGUCAGUUUGGGGAGAAGCGACAAAUUUCGCAGGCUGCUUCACCAGCUAUUGUAGCAGCAUCUCCGUCUUUAGUGGAUACACGUCACACCAACUCAGUUCCAUCUCAAAAUAGUAACUCUACCACUAGCACACCUUCAGCUGGAAUUUCUUAUGGGCUGGGACAUGGAAUAGGAGCGGGUACAGCUAUAGCUGCUGCCGCAUCGCAAGCUAUCGCUGCCACCCAACAGAUGCAACAGGGAAGAAGGACGGCAAGCUUGAAGGCUUCGUACGAGGCGAUUAACACCAGUAGUUUGCAGGAGUUUAUUCCUCGUGAAUUGGCAGGAGCUGCUCAAACGGCUAUUCAGGCCAUUCAACAAGACCAUGCCAACAACAGGAAGAAGCAAAAAAAAUACAGCAACAACUUGUCUAGUUCUUCGUCGACAAUGCAGCAGGUAGUGCCAAGCCAAGUCCAAACCCACGCGGUAGUUCAAGAAGUGAAUGCAACUGAAAUGGAUACUGCUCCAAUUGAAGUAACCGAAGGCGAAUGGACUUACGAUCCGAACGAGCCUCGGUAUUGCUUGUGCAAUCAGGUGUCUUAUGGUGAUAUGGUAGCUUGCGAUAAUGAGGAGUGUCCAUCGGAAUGGUUUCAUUAUCCAUGUGUUGGUAUAACGGCACCUCCAAAGGGCAAAUGGUACUGUCCUCAAUGUACGACCACGAUGAAGAGACGAGGUGGCAGAAAAGCUUGAAUAAUGCAAUCAAAUGCAUGCAGAUCGUAACCAUCAGGAUUCGGCAAUCCUAAUGGUUAGACAUUUCUAUAUACGAAUGUAAACUGGCUAAAUUCAAAUAGUAUUGAUGUAUUCAGUUUGAUUUUUUACAAUAAUUGUAUAUUUAAACACUGUCGAAAAACGUUUAAAAAAGUACAAAAUGAUUGUUUGGCUGAAUGCCGAGCAUGAAAAUGAAUAAAUUCUAUACAACGUUAUCAAGCGCACAUAAUUAAUAGUUGUUCCGUUGGAAGGUUGGAAGCUUGUUUAAAUGGGAAUCUUUUUUUAAAUACGCUCCUGAACUUGUAUACGCUUAUUUUUCCUAUUAUAUGUAGAACGUGUAAUGCUGUGGAGUUUUUUUAUUGUGUAUCUAAUAAAUCCAGUUGUUCAAUUGUG